AUGAAGAAAUGCAUGGUAUUACUCGUUCUCGGCCUUGCAUCAUACGUAACAUUCAUUUCAAUAAUUAAACAGAAUGAUUUUGACAGCAAAAGCUACGAUGUUCGCAUCAUCAAUGGUUUCAGCAACAACUCAUCCUUGCCACUGGUCAUCUGGUGCGAGUCGGAAUAUAGCGGGGAUAUGGGUGGGCGGGCGCUGCAGGAGCACGAUGACUUCAGCUGGACUGUCAAAUCCGGCUUAUGGAAAACCCCAUUGUUUUUCUGUACCAUUAAAUGGGAUGGAAAAAGGAAAAAAUUUGAAGCAUUUCGAGUAACCCGUGACAGAUAUAGGUGUGAAAAAUACAGGCAAUGCUUUUGGCUGGUGAAAGAAGAUGGUUUUUACUUCAGUGAUGAUGAAGUAGCUUGGAAAAAGGAUUUUUCAUGGAUGUGA
Messenger RNA from Fraxinus pennsylvanica, 426 nucleotides. The record is from the annotation of a GenBank genome assembly. Lineage: Eukaryota; Viridiplantae; Streptophyta; Magnoliopsida; Lamiales; Oleaceae.